AUGUCGACUGACAAGAUUACCUUUUUGACCAACUGGCACGCUACCCCGUACCACGCCCCCUUGUACCUCGCUCAGGCGAAAGGCUACUUCAAAGAUGAGGGCAUCAAAGUCGCACUCCUCGAGCCUAACGACCCUAGCGAUGUUACUGAGAUCAUCGGCUCCGGCAAAGUCGACAUGGGCUUCAAGGCCAUGAUCCAUACGCUCGCUGCCUCCGCACGUGGCUUCCCUGUCUCCUCCGUUGGCUCGCUACUCAACGAGCCCUUCACAGGCGUCGUCUACCUGACGUCCUCGGGCAUUACAUCGGACUUCACGACGCUGCGAGGCAAGAAAAUCGGCUACGUAGGCGAGUUCGGCAAGAUCCAGCUCGACGAGCUGACCGCGCACUACGGCAUGGAGCCGUCCGACUACGAGGCCGUCCGCGUCGGCAUGAACGUGACCAAGAGCAUCGUCAACGGCGACAUCGACGCAGGCAUCGGCCUCGAGAACGUGCAGAUGGUGGAGCUGGAGGAGUGGCUCGUAAGCCAGAACCGCAGCCGCGAAGAGGUCAAAAUGCUGCGCAUCGAUGAGCUGGCCCAGCUCGGCUGCUGCUGCUUCUGCUCGAUCCUGUACAUUGGCAACGACGCCUUCAUCCGCGCGAACCCGGAGAAGGUGCGCGCGUUUCUGCGCGCCUGCAAGCGCGCCACCGACUUUGUCCUCGCGCAGCCAGAGCAGGCGUGGAAGGAGUUUAUCGACUUCAAGAGCGCGCUGGAUUCGCCCACGAACCGCAAGAUCUUCGAGCGCAGCUUCGCUUACUUUAGCCCAGACUUGCAGAACGUGCAGCGCGACUGGGAGAAGGUGACGCGCUAUGGCAAGCGGCUGGGUGUGCUGGAGGAGAGCUUUGCGCCAAACUACACCAACGAGUAUCUCGAGUGGGUGCUCGAAGACGACAGUGCGGAUCCUGCAGGCGAUCAGAAGAGGAUGGUGGUGCUGCAGCAGGGCGUCAAGGAGCAGGGUGGCUUCAAGCGUUUGGAAUCGAUCGCAGCGAAGACAGUCGUCGGUGCUGCUGCGCCUGCGGAGGCUUAG
This is a messenger RNA of Ascochyta rabiei, 1062 nucleotides long. RefSeq names its product Glycylpeptide N-tetradecanoyltransferase. The coding region runs from base 1 to 1062 and encodes 353 amino acids. Gene Ontology annotation, biological process: thiamine biosynthetic process. The record is from RefSeq and is a predicted model, not a curated record. The transcript is spliced from 3 exons. Lineage: Eukaryota; Fungi; Ascomycota; Dothideomycetes; Pleosporales; Didymellaceae.